GAUAUUUUGACACUUUUAUAUUUUAGGGUCCGAUUCCGUCCAGGGUGGGAUUGCCAUGGACUUCCCAUUGAAUUAAAGAUUAGCAAAAAAGUCCAGGGGAAGUCACCUCUCGAAAUUAGAGCUCUUGCUCGACAGGUAGCCAAUGAAGCCAUCGCGAAGCAGUUGAACUCGUUCAAACGAUGGGGUGUAACAGCUGCAUGGUCCGAACCAUAUCUCACAAUGGAUUCGAUGUAUGUUUCCGAACAGUUGCGGUUAUUUGCAAAAAUGGUCGAGAAAGGAAUUAUCUACAGGGCCUUCAAACCAGUUUAUUGGUCUCCAAGCUCCCGUACAGCUUUGGCAGAGUCAGAAUUGGAAUAUAAUGAUAAACAUACCAGCACUGCCAACAUAGGACUCUCAGUUGAGCUGGGUUCGAAACCACUUGUUUUAUACUCACUGAUUUGGACUUCAACUCCCUGGACCCUUCCUCUUAACAACGCUAUAUGCAUAUCGCCAGAAUCGACUUAUGUGGCCAUACGCUUCGACGACACUGUGAAAGCUCCCAUUGCGGAGGUGUAUCUCGUUGCCGAAGCUCUGCUGCCUUCACUCACAAACGUAACAGGAAGAUCAACGACAGUACUGGGUCGCUUCAAGGGAAAAGUGCUACUUGGAAAACACUACAAGAGCUCUAAAAUGUGUUAUGCUCUUUUUUUUGAAGGGCAUGCAGAGCUGGCUUUACCGAUUUUGGCUGGUGACCACGUGACUAUGGCAAUGGGAACUGGUCUCGUACACACUUCCUUCGCUCAUGGAUUUACCGAUUACCAGAUAGCUGUGGAUGGUAAUUAUAAGGUAGAAAGUUUUGUGGACGAAGACGGUCGGUAUACACGACACCUUGGAACCAGCCUUGAAGGGAAGGACGUACUCGGAGAUGGGCAACGUGAGGUCAUCAGAAUUCUCCGAAAAGAUGUCGUCCAUCAAGAUAAGUACAAGCAUUCCUAUCCCUACGACUGGCGGACAAAGAAGCCCGUGAUCAUUAGAAGUAGUGCACAGUGGUUCUUCGAUGUGUCAUCGAUUGCUAAACGUGCAGCAGAACUUGCUGAUGGAAUCAAGAUUGGAAGCGACGAUUCCGAUUUAUCCAACACACUGCGUAAAAUGGUAUGUUCUCGACCGUCAUGGUGCAUUUCUCGCCAACGCGUUUGGGGAACGCCCAUUCCGGCUCUUGUUGAUGCAAACGGUGAGAGCAUAUCCGGUAGCAAUGAGUACAUUGGUAGCAGUUGUAGACUAUCAAAAGGCGCAGAUAUAAUGGAUGUUUGGAUGGAUAGCGGAGUUGCUUGGCAUUGCGCUAGAAAAUCGUAUGAUGACGCUGUUCGUCCAACCGAUGCAGUGCUUGAAGGCGUUGAUCAGUUUCGCGGCUGGUUUCAGUCCCUCUUACUCACAUCUGUUGCUGUGCAGGAUGCUCUUCCGUACAAGCGGGUCCAUGUUCAUGGAUUUUGUGUUGAUGACAAUAACAGAAAGAUGUCAAAGUCUCUUGGCAAUGUGGUGGACCCGGAAACGGUGACAAACGGUUCUCUUCGUCAGAAAGCCCUGGGUGCAGAUGGCUUGAGGUUAUGGGUAGCGCUGUCUGCUGGUGAAUCCGUCAGCGACUCAAAAAUUGGUGACAAAGUUUUGGCGGAUGUGGAAUUGAAGUUAGUCUCAAUACGAAAUUCGCUGCGUUUCCUGCUUGGUGGCUGUUCUGGUUACGAUGGCAGUCGUCCACAGUCACCUCUACCUCUUCUUGAUCAGUGGAUCUUACGCCAAGCUCAACAAUUUGGUGUGCGAUGUAUACAAAACUACGACAACUAUCGGUUUCGUUCUGUAGCACUCGACCUUCUCCAUUUCGCUCAACGUACUCUGAGCGCACAUUAUAUUAGUCUUGUACGGGAUCGUCUUUAUUGCUCAAGAAUCGGUUCUAAUGAUCAUAUAUCCGUACAGUUUACGCUGCACAGAGUUGGUACCACUAUGGCAAAAUGUAUGGCACCCCUGCUCCCACACCUUGCGGCGGAAUUCUUUCAACAUCAGCCGAAUUGUCGAGAAAAGCUGAUUUUGCGGGAAGUGCUGAAUUUUGACGGAGAAAAUGAUAUACCAAUGCAUCCUGAACUUGAUCGAGCAAUGGAGAAGAUAAUGCAACUUAGAGGAGAACUCGCUGCUUUGGCUGGUCCAUCGUGCGAUCUUUUCAAAAAGGGAGCGCUGCUGGACCUGACGUCGCCAACAAAGUCUCUCCUGAUGCAGUGGCAAGAAGCAGAUACCUCAUUCGAUUCGCAACUCUGCGAACUGUUUGGAGUGUCAAUGGUCAAAAUCCUGGACGCUGAUGGGGAAGACCAGAUCAGCUUAAUUGAAAGCGAUGGAAAAUUUUGUGACAGAUGUCGCAAAAUGAAGCGACAGCCUACUGAAAGGCAUUGCUCUAGAUGUAGUGCUGCCUUAGCAGGUAUUCUCUAA
Haemonchus placei is the source of this 2451-nucleotide messenger RNA. Lineage: Eukaryota; Metazoa; Nematoda; Chromadorea; Rhabditida; Trichostrongylidae. The record is from the annotation of a GenBank genome assembly.